Messenger RNA from Hermetia illucens (black soldier fly), 3729 nucleotides. RefSeq names its product lethal(2) giant larvae protein (gene l(2)gl). Gene Ontology annotation, molecular function: syntaxin binding; GTPase activator activity; myosin II binding. The coding region runs from base 263 to 3562 and encodes 1099 amino acids. The transcript has 12 exons. The record is from RefSeq and is a predicted model, not a curated record. Gene Ontology annotation, biological process: regulation of Notch signaling pathway; cortical actin cytoskeleton organization; regulation of establishment or maintenance of cell polarity. Gene Ontology annotation, cellular component: cortical actin cytoskeleton; cytoplasm; plasma membrane. NCBI's taxonomy places the organism in Eukaryota, Metazoa, Arthropoda, Insecta, Diptera, Stratiomyidae.
GUCGUGUUUUUUUGAUAAAUACUAUCACCUGUGAACUGCGUACUAGUUCGUAGUUUGAACAGAGCCGAAUAAGUGUUAUACAUAUGUGCUACAAGUGAGCGUUGAUGAUUGUGAAAUUUGUAUAAAUAUUCAUAAAAAGGUGUGGCAAAAAAAUACUAUACAAGCCACAAAAAGUUUUGUUUCUUUUUACUUCGGUUUUCACGAACGAUUUUCAAAGAUUACAAAGGAAUUAAACUACAGAAUUUUAAAACCGUCGGCCAAUAUGUUGAAGUUUAUUCGUGGGAAAACUCAGCAACCUUCAGUGGAACGGCAAAGAAUACAAAAUGAAUUGUUUGCAUAUACUAAGACUGUUCAACAUGGUUUCCCACACAAGCCGACUGCUUUGGCGUAUGAUCCUAAAAUGAAGUUAUUGGCCAUUGGAACUCAAUCUGGUGCUUUGAAGAUCUUCGGCCGACCCGGCGUCGAAUUUUAUGGACAACAUAUGUCUGAUAAUGGAUCCUCAACAGAUUGCUCAGUUCAACUAUUGGAAUGGGUCGCUGGUACGGGCCGUAUAUUAUCGCUAACUAUCGCCAAUCAAUUAAUUUUGUGGGAACCACACGGCACAAUACUUGAUCGCAUUCAGACGUUAUCAUUUGAAGGAAAAUUAAAAAAAGUGUCAACAUUAUGCUGCUCCUUAUCAAAGGAUGUAGUUUGGAUUGGCACCGAAGGAGGAAAUAUUUAUCAAUUCGAUUUAGGAUCAUUUACCAUUAAAGAACCUGUUAUUUAUCAUGAUGUUGUGUUAGAACAAGUUCCAGAUACUUACAGAUUGAAUCCAGGCGCAAUAGAAGCAAUAAAACAAUUACCGAAUGCCUGGAACAAUUUGCUUAUAGCUUACAAUAGAGGGCUUUGCGUCCUUUGGGAUUUAGAAAGUAGUUCGGUAUUAAAAACAUACAUAUCUCCGGGGCAUGGUCAGAGCAUUGGUUUAUUUCUGAAUCCCAGCGGCUUGGAGUUUACGUGGUAUCAUGCCGAUGGAUCAUAUGCCGUAUGGAAAGUAGCUGAAUCGAAUCCACCGGAAAACCAAGAUUAUGUACCAUACGGACCAGAUCCUUGUAAAAGUAUCAAUUGCCUGGUGAAGGGACUUAGAAAGGAUAAGGAAAUCGUAAUAUUUUCUGGAGGCAUGCCACGUUCCACAUAUGGUGACCAUCAUUGCGUUUCUGUACAUUGUGGGGGUUCGAAAAUUUGCCUUGAUUUUACAUCAAGGGUUAUCGACUUCAUUGUUAUAUUCAGUGAUCCGGAUCCCCAAGAGGUAGACGUUCUUCUCGUUCUGUUGGAAGAAGAAUUGUGCGCCUUCGAUUUAACUGAUUUAUCUCUACCUCCUGUUAAAAUGCCAUAUCUGCAUUCAAUUCAUGCUUCCGCAGUAACAUGCAAUUCACUUAUUUCUGGCGUUACAACUGAAGUUUAUGCUAAAAUUGUGAAAUCCGGUGAUGCGCAAAGCACAGGUUUUAGUAGAAAAGAAUGGCCCGUUACAGGUGGAUAUUUAGUCGGGCAACAAGAAGAGCCAAGUACAUACUUGAUCUUAAUGACUGGACACGAAGAUGGCUCAGUGAAAUUUUGGGAUUGUACUGGUGUCGUAAUGAAACCAAUAUUCCAUUUCAAAACAGCUAAUUUAUUUGGCCAUGACGAAAUAAUACCGCCAAAUGACAAUAUCGAUUCCACAGAUGAAUCUGAACCACCUUUCCGAAAAGCUGGGCAAUUUGAUCCUUAUUCUGAUGAUCCACGCUUGGCUAUAAAAAAAGUUGCACUAUGUCCUAAUAGCGGACAACUUGCUGUUGCUGGUACUGCAGGUCACAUAAUUCUCGCAAGUUUUGAACACUUUUUACAAGAAGGACCCCUAAAAGUCACAACGAUGAACCUAGUUAGUGAUCGCGAUGGUUUUAUUUGGAAAGGUCAUGAUGAAUUGAAAAUCCGACAAAAUUAUUUAGAAGAGAACGCUGGACCGGUAGAAGAAUCGGGAAUUCAAAUCAACGGCGUACUUCAGAUCUUGCCGCCAGCGACGGUAACAUGUUUAGCACUGCAGUCGGAUUGGAACCUUAUCGCUGCUGGGACCGCGCAUGGGUUAGUUCUUUAUGACUAUAGCAAUCAUCAACCUAUACUUUCACGUUGCACUCUAAAUCCCAACGACUUAACUGGAGCAGGUGAGCAAUUGUCGAGGCGAAAAUCAUUCAAAAAGACCCUGCGCGAGUCUUUCCGGCGCUUGAGAAAGGGACGUUCUACCCGUUCCGCUCGGAACGGUACACAAAAAAUUACCGAAGCACGCCCUGUUGAAAGGCAAGUAGAGGCGCGACCUAUAGAUGAUGCAAUGAGCUCCAUGGUGAGAUGUCUUGUUUUUGCGAAGACAUUUAUAACGAAUGUCCACACGGCUACGCCAACUUUAUGGGUUGCCACUAAUUCGAGUUGUGUGUCUAUUUUUAUUCUUCAUAUGCCUAAAAAUCAAAACAAUACCGAAUCUAGAGAAAUGAUUACCGCACAAUUAGCUAAAGAAAUUCAAAUGAAACAUCGUGCUCCGGUAGUAAGUAUUUUAAUAUUCGACCAAGCCGGGUCGCCCGUUGAGUCGCAGACAACGGCAUCAGGGCUGCAUCGUGUUCUUAUUGCUUCAGAAGAACAAUUUAAGGUGUUUUCUCUACCUCACCUGAAGCCAAUAACAAAGUACAAACUAACAGCACAUGAAGGCGCACGCGUUCGACGGGUAGCAUUUGCGGAGUUUUCUUGUCAUUUAUCACCAGAAAUGCAGCAACUUGGUCUAAGCAAAGUAGCCAACGCCAGCACGGAUAUGCAAUCUAAUGUAGAAAAUCAUAAGGAAGUUGGACUCUUAUGCUUAACUAAUCUUGGUGACUGCUUGGUCCUGUCGAUUCCAGAGUUAAAGAGACAAUUAAAUAUUGCAGCAGUGCGUCGGGAAGAUAUUAAUGGCAUAUCGUCGUUCUGCUUUACGAAUUCUGGAGAAGCUUUAUUCAUGAUAUCUUCCUCGGAGUUACAACGUAUCAGCUUAUCAAAAACAAACGUUACCACACCGACGGGAGUAGUUGAUUUAGAGCCACUUCCUGAAAGAAUCGUUGGGAAUAAUUCGUCUCUUCAUGAAAACGAUUCGGUAUCAUCUAAGCAAGAAGAGGGUGAUGUGCAUGAGGAUUUCAAAACACAACAGGAAAAAAAUAUUGAGAAUGUAACUAAUGGAGAUGCAUCACAUGGUAUGGCUAACGACACAAUUACUAGUUCAGUUGGGGACAUAACUGUGGAUUCUGUAAAAGACCACUUAAAUACAACUACCACCCUUUGCUCUACAACCACUGAAGAAACUGUUGGCCGGUUGUCAAUUCUGAAUACGCAGACUAACAACACAUUAAUAUCAGCGAAUAUGAAAGAUGUGUCCGACUUCAAUUCAACACACUUGUCAGAUUUGUCACCAGUAGGGAAAAAAACAGAAACCAAUUCCAGCUCAGUUGUCAUUCAAUCUGUCAUAACGACCAUUUCACAAGCACCAGGAUGUGAUACGAUAGCAAAGCCCGUAAAGCAUGAGAGUCAAUUGUAAAUCAUUUUCCAUAUAUAUACAUAUAUAGCAAAUAUCUUAAGUAUGUAAAAAAUGGGAAAGGCAAAGGACACUCCCAUAUGUUUUAAGAUUAUAUUGCGUUGUUUAAAAAAAUUUUUUACAUUUCUAAAAAAAUCAUUGUCGAAUAAAAGGCGUUAAUUUCGGAUGAA